Molecule: messenger RNA, 1610 nt
Organism: Diachasma alloeum
Lineage: Eukaryota; Metazoa; Arthropoda; Insecta; Hymenoptera; Braconidae
Gene: Scsalpha1
Product: succinate--CoA ligase [ADP/GDP-forming] subunit alpha, mitochondrial
Exons: 7
Coding region: 166-1167 (333 amino acids)
Biological process (GO): tricarboxylic acid cycle
Cellular component (GO): mitochondrion; succinate-CoA ligase complex (ADP-forming)
Molecular function (GO): succinate-CoA ligase (GDP-forming) activity; succinate-CoA ligase (ADP-forming) activity
Source: RefSeq, a predicted model, not a curated record
UCCCAUCACCCGCGAUCGUACAUUUCUCCUGGUCUUGUCCUCCUUGGCCCGAAGUAGAUAGGCCGACGUACUGAUGGUGAAUCGUCGUAGUCGUUGAAAUAUUCAAUACUAAAUUAAUAUCCCCCCAAAUUGAAACCACUCAUAGUCACCCUGAACACAUAAAAAAUGGCUGUAGCUGCCAGAGCCCUCGCAAAACUCUCAGUUAGGAGACCAAACAGCCUCAUCAGUGCACAAGUUAGAUUCAAUUAUACGGAGACAAGGAAAAACUUGAAGAUUGACUCUAAUACUAAAGUCAUCUGUCAAGGGUUCACUGGUAAACAGGGAACUUUUCACUGUCAACAGGCUAUUGACUAUGGCACGAAAGUUGUGGGGGGUGUCAGUCCGAAAAAAGCUGGAACUGAACAUCUCGGGAAACCUGUUUUUAAAACCGUGAAGGAGGCGAAGGAGGCAACAGGUGCCACUGCCUCUGUCAUUUACGUACCACCACCAGCUGCAGCGGCUGCCAUAAUGGAGGCACUCGAUGCAGAAAUGCCUCUGAUUGUCUGCAUAACCGAGGGAAUUCCUCAGCAUGACAUGGUCAAGGUCAAGAGACGGUUACUGGAGCAGAAUAAGUCGAGGCUUAUAGGGCCCAAUUGUCCGGGCAUCAUUGCGCCAGAACAGUGUAAAAUUGGUAUCAUGCCAGGACACAUCCACCAGAAGGGGAAAAUUGGUAUCGUUUCAAGGUCUGGGACGUUAACGUACGAGGCUGUGAAUCAAACAACUCUGACUGGACUGGGCCAGUCCCUGUGUGUUGGCAUUGGUGGGGAUCCCUUCAAUGGUACAGACUUCAUCGACUGCCUGGAAGUGUUUCUGAGGGAUCCUGGCACCGACGGUAUCAUCAUGAUCGGAGAGAUCGGUGGCAGUGCUGAGGAGUCUGCUGCUGAGUACCUCGUUGAACAUAACACUGGAGCAAAAGCUAAACCAGUUGUUUCGUUCAUCGCUGGAAUCACUGCCCCACCUGGUCGCAGGAUGGGCCAUGCUGGUGCCAUCAUCUCCGGGGGGAAAGGAGGAGCUCAGGAUAAAAUCAAUGCGCUCGAAAAGGCCGGUGUAAUUGUGACAAGGAGUCCAGCACAAAUGGGCCGAGAGCUCCUAAAAGAAAUGACUCGUCUUGGACUCGUAUCAAAGUAAUGACUAACUGAAAAUCCAAUUAACAAAUGAAUAAAAAAAAUAAAACUCCAAGACUCUCUGUAAAAUGAUGUAGUUAUUUGUGUCGUGUAUCCUCUGAUUAAUAACUAAGUCUUCUCUGUUGAAAAACACAAAAUGCAACGAUUAAAGAAAAAAUAUUGAACAAGAAAAUUCAGCAAUCAACGACAGUUGAAAUUGUACAGAGGUUCACUGUUACGUGGUAUAAUAUAAUUAAUGAAAGUAACUGGAAAUCAUCAUGGGAUAUUAAAUGCGAAUGAAGAGCUCCCGCAGCGACGUAUGCUUUCACACUCGACAUUGCCAGAGAUUUAAUCACUCAACGUCAACAGAUCAUACUUAUAUGUACUGUUAUUUAAUUAUUACAAUGCGCUUAUUGUAAGUCAUGCUGAAUGAAGAUAAGGAGAAUAAAUCGAUAAUUUGAAACAUUA